AUCAUACCCCAUGGCCAAAAAUAGCACUCCUCUCGCCCCUCUCUUCCAGCCACCCAGGAAAAAUUAGGGUUUUUCUUCUUUUCUGAUCCCCCAUUCCCUCGUGGUGCCCCAUGAAGGCUGGCAUAGCUGCCCUGGCAGCCGGAAUCCUCGGCGGCACUGGCGUCUUGCUCUUCCUCGUCGCCUUUGGGACAGAUUAUUGGCUCCUGGCUACGGAGACCUGCGGCGUCUUCGAGCAUGAGAACAGCACUCUGAGCACCGGGGAGGCUGAAACGCCGACGGAGACCAGGAAGGAGAUCCUCACUUUCCACCAUGAGGGCUUCUUCUGGAGGUGCUGGUUCUUUGGUGAGGGCCACCCAGAGAGCAUCUGGACCUUCUGGUACACCAGCCAAGCACACCCCAAGUUCUGCAUGCAUGGAUACCUGUUCCCCAUGCCCAUUGCUCUUGGACCUUUUCCCCACCCCUCCUAUGACACAACUGCAGUGUACAGAGGGUUCUGGACGGCGUUCAUCCUGCUGGCCGUGGCUGCCGCGCUGGUGGGGGGGCUCCUGCUGGUCUGUGGAAUUCCCUUCGUCAGCCCCCGCUCCUACAAAGUGGGAGGUGGAUUCCUCCUGCUCUCAGGAGGUUUAUUUCUCCUGCUGGUGUUUCUCUUCGUGAUGUGGAAGGAGUUUGCUGCUGACUUCCAGAAGUACAUCCUGCUGGAGAGGAGCGAGAGGUGCCUGGACGACGUCCCCGUGCACGUCUACUACGGGUGGUCGUUCAUGUUCGCCGCAGCCGGGGUGCCCCUGGUCCUGCUGGCUGGACUCCUCUUCUUCCUGGUGGGCAGAGACAUUAUGGAGUCCCUGGAGUAAGACAAGUUUGGAGAAGGCUUUGGUGAUGUAAAGAAACAGGCAUAAGUUUUUGAGGACUAGAUCAUUUUUGUAGCUGUAAUUGUCGGGGUAAAUCACACUCACUCUUACGUGGAGGCAGGGCUGGAGCACUGAGCAUCCAU
This is a messenger RNA of Corapipo altera (White-ruffed manakin), 988 nucleotides long. Its product is annotated as transmembrane protein 182-like. Gene Ontology annotation, cellular component: membrane. The record is from RefSeq and is a predicted model, not a curated record. Bases 111 to 848 code for a protein of 245 amino acids. The transcript is spliced from 5 exons. Lineage: Eukaryota; Metazoa; Chordata; Aves; Passeriformes; Pipridae.